Molecule: messenger RNA, 1255 nt
Organism: Diospyros lotus (date-plum)
Lineage: Eukaryota; Viridiplantae; Streptophyta; Magnoliopsida; Ericales; Ebenaceae
Product: AUGMIN subunit 1
Exons: 7
Coding region: 124-1023 (299 amino acids)
Biological process (GO): spindle assembly
Cellular component (GO): cytosol; HAUS complex
Source: RefSeq, a predicted model, not a curated record
GACCAGCCCCGCCGGCUUUUCUCUCUCCGCCUUCUCUUACACCGCCGGCAAGCUCUCUCUCUCUCUCUCUGCAUUUACACGAGAGACUUCAAGAUUUAUGUUUGAUUCCAUUGUGAAGGCAGCAUGAGUGAUAUGAUUUCUGGAGCCAAUCCGCCGGUAGCCGAAGCCAAGAGUGGUGGGUUUGAUGCUAGUCGAAUUGCAGAAGUGAAAGCGUGGCUUGCUUCUCAAUUUGAUGCAGCUGGAAAAGAUAUCCCUGAUUUCGAGUACACGCCUCGAAGUAUUGCUCAUUUACACAGCCUUGCUACGCUCUCCCGAGCCAAAACUCAAGCUGCAGAAAUUGUUGCAAAUGAUUUCCGCCAAAAAGCUGCUGAGUAUCGUUCUCAAGCUGCAAGGAUUAGAGAGAUUUUGGAGAAUGUGGGAUUGGCACAAGACAGUUUGCCAUCUAAUGUGGUCACAUCGGCACAAGUUCUUGCAAAUGUGGCAAAUUUGUUGAAUAUUAGAGAUACUGAACUAAGCAGUUUUCUUGUAGCAAUGGGGGAUAUUUCUCUAAGGAAGACAGGUGUAGAGGAGAAGAGGGUUAAAGUUCAGAAAGAGUCAAAAAUUCUUCUUGAUUACACUAGAAAGGCAAUAGCCAGGCUGACUUAUUUAAAAAGAACACUUGCACAACUUGAGGAUGACGUAGCUCCUUGUGAAUCUCAAAUGGAGAAUUGGAAGACAAACUUGGCUAUUAUGGUUUCUAAGGAGAGGCAAUAUCUGCAACAAUAUUCCAACUAUAAGGCUAUACUCAACCGUGUGGGCUACACCCCUGAGAUUAGCCAUGGUAUGCUGGUGGAGAUGGCAGAGCACAGGAAGGAUUUGGAGAAGAAAACAAAGCCCAUCCUUGACACCUUGAGGAGCUACCAAGACUUGCCUCCUGACAAAGCCUUGGCUGCAUUAGCAAUCGAGGACAAGAAAAGGCAAUAUGCUGCUGCUGAGAAGUACCUUGAAGAUGUCCUGCAGUCAGCGCUUGCCACUGCUGAGUGAGAUCCCAGUGUCUCUGCUUUUCACAAUGUUGGUUUUACCAUCAUUUUUAUUGUAUGUGCUUCUUCAUUAUCUCUUGAUAUUGUGCUGACUACAUUCCUUACGGCUUCCUCUGUUUUUCUCUUUCCCUUUUGUCUAGUGGAAACACUGGUCUCUUCUGCUAUGAUGUUUCUCUGAACAUAAAUGAUAAUCAAUUAAAUUUUUAUAUUUUGAAAGCAUUGUUUAGAUUCCCUUU